AUGUUAUUCUCACGUUGUUGCAGCUUGUGCAGCGCGGUUUUCGGUAUGGCAGAGGGCCCACCAGUCCAGCUUGAACCAGUCGAUCUCAGCGUUCGUUCGCCACCUAAAGAUUGCACAGCGAAAACCGACGGCAGUUUGCGAGUUCGCAGCAGCAGUCUACUCAAAAGGCCGCCACCCCCGCUCAUCUCUGCACCGCACCUCCUAGCGUUAAGGCACAAAACGAAAGACUUAUUGUUCUCCAUCACCAACAACAAUGCCAGUAAAGCCCCUCACUCGCCAUUCACUGCCAGUCAGCUGUUCUCAACGCUCUGCGGCAACACAAUCAUCAACAACAACAACGAAGACGAAGACGUCGCCUUAGCCAAUAACAACAACAACACCCUUAGUAUUAAUAACAAUAAUAACUACCUUAGCGAUGAGUCGAAAACAAGUACCUUCCGUGAAACGUAUCCUAUGUACAACUAUUGUGUUCAGCAGAGUCCUACGCAACUUUUCCCGCCCUUUGGGCCGGGUGCCUUCAGCCAUCACCCGCAUCAUCCCCACCCCCAUCUCCCGCACGCGGAUAUUGCGCGCCAUUCUCCGCCACUGUCCUUCCUAGAUCUCCAGCAGCACCACCACCAUCACAGUCAUACGCAGCAGGUCGGUUCACCCCAGUCGUCGCCGCUGCAGCCCGUGCCAGUACUAAGUUCCAAGCUGAUUCCGCCACAUCCGCUGGCGGCAUCGAUAGCCAGUCUCGCAUCCAGCCUGCCCAAAAACCACCCGCUAAGCGAAUCUGCCACGGCGGCCGCCGCUUUCCACCGCCUGUUGCAACCUUCGCCAUCGGCUUCGGGAAUCUCCGUCAGUACGGCGGCUGCAGCGGCAGCAGUGGCUGCCAGUCGAGCCCUCCUGGAAGCGCGACAUCACAGCUCCAGCCCGGACCGGAUCAAAUCGGAACGGACCGAUUUUUCCUUGUCCCCUCGGCCACCACCCGAUCUGGGCGGAAAUGGCCUGGGAGGUGGCGAGGCGGGCAAAAGUGGGACGACCAAAAACAGGAAGAUCCACCGAUGCGACGCAACGGGGUGCGACAAAGUUUACACUAAAAGUUCCCACCUGAAGGCGCACAAGCGCACGCAUACAGGUGAAAAGCCAUACAUCUGCACCUGGGAGGGCUGCGUGUGGCGCUUCGCUCGGUCCGACGAGUUGACGCGACACUACCGGAAGCACACCGGCCUCAAGCCGUUCCGCUGCAAGCUGUGCACACGUUCCUUUAGCCGUUCGGAUCACCUGUCGCUUCACAUGAAGCGGCACUAAGUUUUAAAGAAGGGCCCAUCGUGCCUUCCGCCACUCACAAUCACACUAUUAGAACACUUGUAAGCGCAACUAAUGGAGUCUACUUACUAGGAUUAAACUUGAAAAGCAAUACUCUGAAUCUUCUGCAUAAGUUUAGCGCAUAGCUAAUCACAUCAGUGAUGUUGAAUCUCAUUGUAUUAAUUCCAUUAUCUAUCUCUUAAGUUAUUGAAACCAUGGUCCCAGUUUUCCCGUCAGUAUAUACUUAGAUUCGUUCUGUUAACUAGAUAAAGUAAGGUGCUGUUGCAGUUAGCGUGAAUUUUUAAGAAACAUACAAUUGAAAGAUCUCCGUACGAUUCCUUCUAAAAGACACUUUCGCGAUUUCACCGUUGAUUUCUUAACUCUCUCUUGAAGUUUUCACCGACAAUCAGCCAUAGAUCGUUUCGAACAAGAAAGUGAGCAUCAUUUGAAAAAUUGAUCAGUCGAAACAUUCCCAGUAGCGAUUUAUAUUUAUUGCAACCAGUGCACUU
Molecule: messenger RNA, 1796 nt
Organism: Aedes aegypti (yellow fever mosquito)
Lineage: Eukaryota; Metazoa; Arthropoda; Insecta; Diptera; Culicidae
Product: Krueppel-like factor 12
Exons: 5
Coding region: 1-1290 (429 amino acids)
Biological process (GO): regulation of transcription by RNA polymerase II
Molecular function (GO): RNA polymerase II cis-regulatory region sequence-specific DNA binding; DNA-binding transcription factor activity, RNA polymerase II-specific
Source: RefSeq, a predicted model, not a curated record